AAAGACACCAGUUGGGAUGCCAAGUUGCUCCCAGGAGAUCAUCAUGAGCUUGUGUUGGAGGGUUGAGUUUUUUUUUUUUGGUGAGAGAUGACAGUUGAGUGAAUUGUGUAACACUGUCCCCCUGGUUUGAGUCUUGACUCUUGGCCGGCCAGCAGUCCUCGUCACAUUUCAAACUACCAUCUUCGAUCAGUGUAGUACCACCUCAUCCUCCUUAUGGCUCUGACUUCCAAUCAACGCUUCGGCUUAAGGAUCCUGGCUGGACUGGCGGGGAUCUGGUUCCUGAAAUCUCUGCUAUUUUCAUCUUCAAAGAGGAACGCUUCAGUACAGUCAGAGAUCGCGAUCGCCAACGUCUUCGAGAGGGUCACCAGUGGAACGCCGCUUGGUUCAUCAGCACUGAACCCGCAGAGAUAUCCAUUCCUGCAGUCGCGCAUAGGCAGGGACGAUACUCAGGACCUUUUCGACACCGAUAUCCAUGCCGGUCUCGAGGACUUUUGGCAGAGGUUCCAGCUCCCGUUUGCCACUGCACCCGAGACGGUCCAUCUGGACGAACAGGUCAUCAAGGGAACCGUCGAGGAGCUCCUGGCCUUCAACGGAUGGGCUGCAGCUGCUUGUACCACCCUGACCCGUCCCUAUGCCAGUGACUCAGAAGAUCCCUACUCUGAUCUCACCAAACCCGGCCAACGCUAUUUCUUUGCCCUCGUCGUCCAUUCGGCCGAUCACUUCUUCAUCGAUCAACUCGCGGUCGUCGUCCAGGCUGCCCGCAAGCUAGGCACACAAGCAAUCUUUGUCUCGAUCGUCGACUAUGCCAGUACCGACUCGAUCCCCUUCCUCUGUGAUCUCGCCGAGGCUGUCAUGGUCCUCCUCGGAAUCCCAUUCCGAAUCAGAAGGGUCCCCCCGAUGACAUCCGAUCCUGCUGCCUCUUAUUACCCUCUCGAAGAAGCCUAUACUCGUAAUCUAGCCCUCGAACCUCUCUUUGAGCUCUACGAACGUCGCCAAGUCUCUUUCAUCCGUGUGAUCUGGCUCAAGGGUUUCACUUGCCCUAAUGAUAUCCUUGAAACACUCCGGAUCAGUAUCAUGAACCAAGCAGCAAUGGUCUGUGGCAUGGAUUGGAAAGAACACAAUGGCUUCUUUAUCUACAAUGAUCGAUGGCGUACCAGAGAUUUGGAUGGAAACCUAUUUCGAGGAUCCAAAUCGACAUCUCCGAUCGACGAAGCCCCUCCCCGUGAUCAAGCUAGCGCAGCACGCUACCAACAGCACUUGCCCUUCCAAGUGUUUUGUUGUGAGUCUGGCUCGCACAUUGUCGAUCCGAUGAUGACGUAUUACGCAGGCAUCCACUACCGAUCAUCGGUUGCAGGAGUAUUCAAUAUCACUUCGGCGGGUUCAGGCAAGUCGCCGGUAUGGACGGAAGGUCCUUGCAUGGACUCAUCGCAGAUGCACUUCUGUCGAGAUAUCUGGCUCAUGUCCGCUAAGGAAGGCGUCAAGGAAGCUGCCCGGGAUGCGAAGCAACGCGCCAAGGCUGGCAAGCCUCGCGGGCUUUCGAGAGAGCUCGAAGAUUUGAUCCGGGUUGUUGCUCCUCGUCUGUCAAUUCCGGUCGAAGAACUUCCUCAGCCAACUCGGUCGACCCAGUCCUCGCCCUCGGCCGAAGAAAAUGCCAAACACGCCAAAGACAAGCAGGGCAACAUCGACCUUGUCGACCAUAACGCACUUCUCCCUCAGGCUGACUUUGACCAGACCGACGGCGUCGGAGCAGGACGCGACUUGGCCGCAAAUGAGGAGAAGGAGGCCGCUAAGAAAAAGGAACAGGAUACCCUCGAGGUCCCCAUCGUUCCCGACGAGAAAGCCGUCGGUGGGAAGCCGCUCCCCAAAGGCCAGCAAAAGGUCAAGCGAGACGAGCUCGUCGAACCCCCUGUGGGAGAGCUCAGUCCGGAGGAAGACAUCAAUGAAUCUCCAGAAGGAAAGACUGCGGAUGAACCCGUCAAGCAAGGAGAGGAGAGUAGACCGACAGAGCAAGGGGAACCAGCUGGGUCUGAAAAACAGGAAGGCCAGGUGGGAGAACAACCAGGGGAGUCGGCGAAAAAAGAGCCGAUCCCAGUGGAGGAAGAUUAUGAUGAUUCGGAGGAGGAGGAGGAGGAGACGGGGGUGUUGAGCCAGACCUCGACGAUCCCCAACUCGGACCUCAAGCCCGCCCGGAUCCUCGUCAACCCUCGCUGCAUCACUACCUAUGCCGGCGUCUCUCACACUAAACUCGCUCUCGAUCUCUUCGGAUCCGGCGAUGACGUCGAACCCUCCCGCGAGUUCGGAGGCAAAUAUCACUUCUCUGAUGAGAAAUUUGUUGGCGCACCUAACGCUUUCGUUUGUCAGGAAAUGAGAACCACCGGUGGGAGGUUGUCUACCAAACAACAACGAAGGACGAAUUUCCAUAUCAGCAAAACUCUCAGAGCUGGUUGGAGACCAGGAGACUACGUUUAAAAUAUUUCCACCCGGAAGAAAAAAACCAUUGAGGUAUAAAAAGCUUACAUGAAAAAAUAGAAGGUCAAUGAAUGAAGUUCACCCAUGGGCCAUUUCCCUACCACCACAAAUAGACCUGUCUGAGCUUCACUUUAUUUUAGACCAAUAGAUAGAACAAUCAAGGCUUAAUUUAUCUCAACAAAAAGUUGUGAACUAGAGCAUGAUAUAAUUUUGAUUUUCUUUUUGUUGUUCUAUAUGUCUAUGUAUAACUAUAUUUGAUAAAAAGAUUCUGUUUAUUUAUUUGUUUAUGGGCUUGUGUAAACAAGCGGUGAUAGUCAAUGUGGUAACAAUUACGUUUAGAUCAGUGCUCAACACAAACACACCCAUAAAACCUCUAUAGAUCAUCAGCUUUGUUGUAUAUAUGUGUGUGUCUUGAAGCUUUGUCAUCAUCUCUCUCUGGCCUAUGAAUACUCCCUUUUUCAUUCAUCAAGCACCAUGAUAGACUGUAAUUUUGUGUUUGUUUCCCUGUGCCUUUUCUUUUGUUUAUGAAUCAUCAUCCAAAAAACAAGAGAAGCUUUUACACAUG
Puccinia graminis f. sp. tritici CRL 75-36-700-3 is the source of this 3034-nucleotide messenger RNA. RefSeq lists its product as uncharacterized. NCBI's taxonomy places the organism in Eukaryota, Fungi, Basidiomycota, Pucciniomycetes, Pucciniales, Pucciniaceae. The record is from RefSeq and is a predicted model, not a curated record. Bases 214 to 2469 code for a protein of 751 amino acids. The transcript has 4 exons.